This is a messenger RNA of Cavia porcellus (domestic guinea pig), 2305 nucleotides long. RefSeq names its product cilia- and flagella-associated protein 107-like. The record is from RefSeq and is a predicted model, not a curated record. The transcript is spliced from 4 exons. NCBI's taxonomy places the organism in Eukaryota, Metazoa, Chordata, Mammalia, Rodentia, Caviidae. Bases 197 to 781 code for a protein of 194 amino acids.
AGUCACGUCACUGUCCCUGGAGGCUGUAAGCAAACUAACAGGGCUGUUUUAUUCUCUGACAUUAGAAGCAUGCCAUCCACUUCCCAGUCAGCAGGAUGACUGGGAAGAGGAAAACGUUGUCUCAAACAGUGUCUCCAUAGCACUUCUGCCUUCUCCAGAACCUGUCCAGGUGUAAGAACUUGGGACAGCCCUCAUCAUGUUUUCAACUGCGUUAAACCCACAGUCAUUCUCUACACCAGGCUGGCAGAUUGAGAAGAAGUACUCAACUGCUGUCCUUACUGGAAACUGGGUGGAAGAGAGGAGGAAGUUCACCAGAGAUACUGACCAGGUCCCCCAGAGCACUCACAGAAAGGAGUACGUCGCUUUUCCAGGCCACAAGCCAGACCAGAUCUCCAGGUGGUAUGGGAAGAGAAGAGCUGAGGGCCUGCCAUACAAACACCUGACCACCCACCACCAGGAGCCUGUACAACGCCAUCUGAUCAGCACAUAUGAUGACCAUUACAACCGGCAUAAUUAUAACCCAAGCUUGCCCGCCCUCCGCACAUGGAGUAGACAGAAGUUGCUGUGGCUGCCAGAGAAGGCUGAUUUUCCUCUUCUUGGUCCCCCUACAAACUAUGGACUGUAUGAGCGACUGAAGCAGAGGUGGCUUGCCUCCAAGCCUGGCCUCAGAGAAAGUAUUUAUACUUCUUCCUACCCCAGACCACCAGUGUGUGCAAUGUCCAGGAAGGAGCACGCCAUCCUGGUCCCUCCCCAUUGCCUGCACCCUGUCUCACACUUCUGAAACCUACCACUCUACCAGCAGUUCAGCCAGAAACACCUGGAAAUUCACAGCAUUUCUGGAUCUGCCUGACAAUAAAAAGGUGCAGAAGAACCCAGGGAAUUAGGUCUGCCCCCAGAGGGAUCCUGAGAAUCAUGAGCUGGAUUUUAUGGUACUAUUACCUUCAAACCCCAGGGUUCGUUUCUUUCCUAUCUCUGAAUUAAAACUUUUCAACAUUGCCUCAGGACCAUGCACAUGCAGAAUACAAGCUAACAUUGUCCCAGAGAACCAGAAGUUUGAUCUCCUCAUUUCACGGGAGGGAAAACUGGAGCCAAAAUAAUAAUGGACUCCCUUGUGUUUUCACAAGUAAGUAUGAGUCCUCGAGAAGUGUCUCAAGGGAGGGAAAGCUCAUCAAAAAACUCCAGGGAAAAUGGAAGAGCUGUUGAGAGGUGAUAAUGAGGCUGGAGGGCAGCUCACCCAGGGUUAUUUAGGUUGGGGAGCCAGGCACUGGCUGUGAAGAAGGGAGAACACAGGGCCUUGCCCUGCACCCUCACAGUACUUUGCAAGAUCUGUGGAAGGAAGAGCCUGCUGUUGGGUUGCGAAUGAGGUUGGUGCUCUACAUGAGUUCAGGUGAACAACUUAGGGUGAACUUUUCCACCUUCACCCGGGAUAGACUUUGCCCUGACACGGUGGCCAGUUUGGGUUAAGAAUGGUCAGUCCAUAAUCUGGCCGCUUUCGCUUUGAGAUUAAUUAUAGCCCAGGCUUUCCUUGAAGAAUUUUUCUCUACCAUAUGCUUCCACCCCAUUUUCUGCAUUCACUACAGUAAGCCUAGUAUACGGUGCCUACUAUAAACUGGUGCUUGCCAGGCAAGGUGGUGCACGCCUGUAAUCUCAGCACUUGAGAGGCUAAGGCAGGAGGAAGGCUGCAAGUCUGAGGCCAGCUGGAACUACAAAAUGAGUUCAAAGCCAGCCUGAACUGCAUAGUGAAACCCUGUCUCAAAAAGACAAAAAUCAAACAAACAAACAGAAAAUCCAAGCUGGUGCUUAACAGUCAAUAGUUGUGUGUGUGUAUGACACCACGUCUCUUUUAGGAAUCCUAUCUGGACCAUUGCCAUAUGACCUGAGUCUCUGUCUCGAUAUUCCCCAUAAACCUCCACUCUAAAUGGGCCUCCCUGCCCAAGCCCUGGCCAAGUUUGGUCCCAGAAGCCUUUCUUUUUCUCAAAAGUUCAGUAUCCCACACUUUAGACUUACAAAAAAACACCUCUAGUGGCUUUCUCCUAUCACCUUCAAGGAGAAAAUUACCUCUCCACUUCUCCUUCCUUAGCACCAGCAUGUACCCAUCAUAGCAGGCUCAAAGUGCCCUUGUGUCUGGCAGAUCACCUGCUGUGUCUGCCACCAACACCAAACAACCAAGAGACAUUUUUAUGCUCUAAAGAAAAAUUAAAAUUAUUGGUGGUUGUAUUUCUAUUAAUCUUUUUCAUUGUAUCACUUUUGGCACCCACUACUGCACAUUCUACAAAAUGACAGUAAGGAAGGAAAAAGGAAAGAA